AUGAUCACAGGUACCGGUACAGAGAGCAGCUUCAUGGAUGAUCACAGGUACCGUACAGAGAGCAGCUUCAUGGAUGAUCACAGGUACCGUACAGAGAGCAGCUUCAUGGAUGAUCAAAGGUACCGUACAGAGAGCAGCUUCAUGGAUGAUCAAAGGUACCGUACAGAGAACAGCUUCAUGAAUGAUCACAGGUACCGUACAGAGAGCAGCUUCAUGGAUGAUCACAGAAACUCAGAGAAGGUUCAGUCCAGUUUCUCAGGACGAGUGUCGCUGCUGGAUCCAGAUCUGAGCCACAGAAACUGCAGCAUCGUCAUCAACGACCUGCGUCUCUCAGACUCAGGAUCCUAUCAGCUCCGAGUCAAUAGUGACAGAGAAGGAUUCACAUUCAGCCGUAAAACAGAGCUCUCUGUAACACCUCUCCAGCAGAGGCCCUCCCUGCAGGCCCCUCCUCUCUCAGACGGACACUUGGCCUCGGUCUCCUGCUCGGCUCCUGGACUCUGCUCUGGAUCUGAGCCCAUCAUCACAUGGAGCUGGAGAGGAACAGGAGGGAAGGACCCGCCCCCCGUCACCACGACAACCACACAGGCUGUCAAUCACAGCUCCAUUCUGCAGCUGACUCCUUCAGCGGAGCUUCACGGAGCAGAACUCACGUGUUCAGUCGCUUUUCAGACCAAUCAGACGACACACGACACGCUGACUCUCAACGUCACAUACCUCGCGGCCCCCGUGGUGGUGGGGGACACAGAGGUGGAGGAGGGCGGGGUCCUGGCUCUGACCUGCUCCGUGGACAGUUUCCCCGCGGCCUCCGUCUCUUUGCACAAACUCGGAUCUGAGGCCGUUCUGAACCAAACCGUGUCAGAUCUGGUCGUGACCAACGUGACGGAGGCAGACGUGGGCGUGUACGUGUGCGAGGCCCGGAGCGGCAACAGGACGUCUGUCACACGUGUCCAAGUCAGAGUCAUCUGGUCAUCUGUACGUCUGUGUCAGGGUCAUCUGUACGUCUGUGUCAGAGUCAUCUGGUCAUCUGUACGUCUGUGUCAGAGUCAUCUGUACGUCUGUGUCAGAGUCAUCUGGUCAUCUGUACGUCUGUGUCAGACUCAUCUGUACGUCUGUGUCAGAGUCAUCUGUACGUCUGUGUUAGAGUCCUCUGGUCAUCUGUACGUCUGUGUCAGAGUCAUACAGAGUCAUCUGUACGUCUGUGUCAGAGUCAUCUGGUCAUCUGUACGUCUGUGUCAGACUCAUCUGUACGUCUGUGUCAGAGUCAUCUGGUCAUCUGUACGUCUGUGUCAGAGUCAUCUGUACGUCUGUGUCAGAGUCAUCUGUACGUCUGUGUCAGACUCAUCUGUACGUCUGUGUCAGAGUCAUCUGUACGUCUGUGUCAGAGUCAUCUGGUCAUCUGUACGUCUGUGUCAGAGUCAUCUGUACGUCUGUGUCAGAGUCAUCUGUACGUCUGUGUCAGACUCAUCUGUACGUCUGUGUCAGAGUCAUCUGUACGUCUGUGUCAGAGUCAUCUGUACGUCUGUGUCAGAGUCCUCUGUACGUCUGUGUCAGAGUCAUCUGGUCAUCUGUACGUCUGUGUCAGAGUCAUACAGAGUCAUCUGUACGUCUGUGUCAGAGUCAUCUGUACGUCUGUGUCAGGGUCAUCUGUACGUCUGUGUCAGGGUCAUCUGGUCAUCUGUACGUCUGUGUCAGGGUCAUCUGUACGUCUGUGUCAGAGUCAUCUGUACGUCUGUGUCAGAGUCAUCUGUACGUCUGUGUCAGACUCAUCUGUACGUCUGUGUCAGAGUCAUCUGGUCAUCUGUACGUCUGUGUCAGAGUCAUCUGUACGUCUGUGUCAGAGUCAUCUGGUCAUCUGUACGUCUGUGUCAGACUCAUCUGUACGUCUGUGUCAGAGUCAUCUGUACGUCUGUGUCAGAGUCAUCUGUACGUCUGUGUCAGAGUCAUCUGUACGUCUGUGUCAGACUCAUCUGGUCAUCUGUACGUCUGUGUCAGAGUCAUCUGUACGUCUGUGUCAGACUCAUCUGUACGUCUGUGUCAGAGUCAUCUGUACGUCUGUGUCAGAGUCAUCUGUACGUCUGUGUCAGAGUCAUCUGGUCAUCUGUACGUCUGUGUCAGGGUCAUCUGUACGUCUGUGUCAGGGUCAUCUGUACGUCUGUGUCAGAGUCAUCUGUACGUCUGUGUCAGACUCAUCUGUACGUCUGUGUCAGAGUCAUCUGGUCAUCUGUACGUCUGUGUCAGGGUCAUCUGUACGUCUGUGUCAGAGUCAUCUGGUCAUCUGUACGUCUGUGUCAGGGUCAUCUGUACGUCUGUGUCAGACACAUCUGGAGGCCCCACAUCCUGAGGUCCUCGGGCUGUGUCCGCCACAGAGACGUCCUGAGCUGUGUGUGCGUCUCUCGGGCCUCUCCUGUUCCCUCGGUCUCAUGGAGCCUUCUGCAGGACCAGCACGAGUACUCGCUGGUUACCGUGGUGACAGGAGACACCAUCAACAGCAGCUUCGUCCUCAGAGGACACAACACGACAGAAGUCCAGUGUGUGUCCCAGAACCGAGCAGGACAGGCCCGGGACACUUUCACCGUGUCCGAGUCCCAACCCACUGGUAGGUACCAGGACCGAGUCCCAACCCACUGGUCCGUACCAGGACCGUGUCCCAACCCACUGGUCCGUACCAGGACCGAGUCCCAACCCACUGGUACGUACCAGGACCGUGUCCCAACCCACUGGUCCGUACCAGGACCGAGUCCCAACCCACUGGUACGUACCAGGACCGUGUCCCAACCCACUGGUCCGUACCAGGACCGAGUCCCAACCCACUGGUCCGUACCAGGACCAAGUCAGCAGAACCCACUGGUACGUACCAGGACCGUGUCCCAACCAACUGGUCCGUACCAGGACCGAGUCCCAACCCACUGGUCCGUACCAGGACCAAGUCAGCAGAACCCACUGGUACGUACCAGGACCGUGUCCCAACCCACUGGUCCGUACCAGGACCGAGUCCCAACCCACUGGUCCGUACCAGGACCGAGUCAGCAGAACCCACUGGUCCGUACCAGGACCGUGUCCCAACCCACUGGUCCGUACCAGGACCGAGUCCCAACCCACUGGUCCGUACCAGGACCGAGUCCCAACCCACUGGUACGUACCAGGACCGAGUCAGCAGAACCCACUGGUACGUACCAGGACCAAGUCAGCAGAACCCACUGGUACGUACCAGGACCGUGUCCCAACCCACUGGUCCGUACCAGGACCGAGUCCCAACCCACUGGUCCGUACCAGGACCGAGUCAGCAGAACCCACUGGUCCGUACCAGGACCGUGUCCCAACCCACUGGUCCGUACCAGGACCGAGUCCCAACCCACUGGUCCGUACCAGGACCGAGUCCCAACCCACUGGUACUGUACGUACCAGGGCCGAGUCCCAACCCACUGGUCCGUACCAGGACCGAGUCCCAACCCACUGGUACUGUACGUACCAGGGCCGAGUCCCAACCCACUGGUACGUACCAGGGCCAAGUCCCAACCCACUGUGACUCCUGAAACCAUCCUCCAGAGGUUCUCCGAGCUGGAGGUCUUUGUGGGGUUUCUGUCUGGGUUCUUUGUGGCAGCACUUCUGUGUUGUGUAGUCGUCAGAUGCAGGAGGAAACAGAAGCUCCACGUCACAGAUGUCCACACUUUGGAAAUGGUGAAAGAAGAAGAAGAAGCACAGCUCAACAAUCACAUGAUGUCGACAGCUACAGCAGAAGAGCUACACUACGCUAGCAUCAACUUCUCCGCCAUCGCCACGGCAACGGCGAGACCGAACCAGGAAGUCACCACCAAGACCGAGUACGCAGAGAUCAAGAGAGAGACCGUCCAACAGAGGCCAGUUGUAGAUGAAGAAGAGGAGGGGAAGAUGGAGGAGGUGGCGGCCAUGACAGAGGACCAGGAGGAGAAGGACCAGCAGGAGAAGGACCAGGAGGAGGAGGAGGCGUCGGUCUACUGCAACGUGGAGGAGAUAAUGUCUGAGUGA
Knipowitschia caucasica is the source of this 4005-nucleotide messenger RNA. The record is from the annotation of a GenBank genome assembly. Lineage: Eukaryota; Metazoa; Chordata; Actinopteri; Gobiiformes; Gobiidae.